Molecule: messenger RNA, 890 nt
Organism: Dreissena polymorpha
Lineage: Eukaryota; Metazoa; Mollusca; Bivalvia; Myida; Dreissenidae
Product: DNA topoisomerase 2-binding protein 1-A-like
Exons: 8
Coding region: 35-784 (249 amino acids)
Biological process (GO): positive regulation of double-strand break repair
Source: RefSeq, a predicted model, not a curated record
AGUAAUCUUCAAGAGGCCACCACCUGUAUUUAUUAUGUCGGGAAUUGAGGCCGCUGAGAGAGAUACAUACGGUGCCCUUGUAGAGCAGCUUGGAGGUCGAGUGAUAGACGCCCAGCAGUUUGACAUCGCCUGCACACACCUUGUUAUUGAUAAGAUAACGCGAAAUGAGAAGUUCUUAGCAUGUCUGGCCUCUGGGAAAUGGAUCCUUCACAAAUCAUACUUCAAUGCAUGCAGAGAGGAGGGGCAGUUUGUGAAGGAGGAUUUCUUUGAGUGGGGUGGGGAAGGCACCCUGGGUCUUGUGAAGAACAUGGACAACAGCGUUCGUCUGCUUGCGGCAGCCGCCAGGGAGUGGAGAAUCAAGUUGUCCCAGCAACGACAGGUCUCAUCGACCCAGUUUGGAGCAUUCUCAACGUGGCGUGUGAUUCUGAUCUGUGAGAAGGGGAAAGUCAGCAACUUCAUCCGCCUACUAACGGCUGGAGGGGCCACUGUGCUGAACAUGAGGCCACCGUUCCCUGCGCAAGUGGACGCCACCCAUGUCCUGAUGGAGCCACACAAGAUACCUGUCCCACAGGAAGACCUGGAGAAGCUCUUGUCCAGCGGGUGUCUGUGUCUGAAACCAGAAUACAUCAGCGGAUACCUGUGCAAUCCGGAAAGUGACGUGGCGGCAUUCACACCGCCUGAGAUUCAGGCCCUGCUGGCUGCGAUGUCAGGCAAUGACUCUGGGAGCAAGAAACGGAAGUGCUCAACUGGUGAAGAGUCGCAAAAACGAACUAAACGUAGAUGAUCUAAAAGUGGUGUUUCAGCAAAAACUUGUUAAAUAGAAAAAGCGUCAACAUGUUGUUUGAAUGCCACUAACUUUUAAAUAGUGUAAAUGAUUGAUACACUAAGUG